UCAGAGGAGCAACUCGCUCGACACCGCUUACUGCUUCGCUUCAAAACGAGUGAGAAUCAGUGUUUGCUUUAGGAUCUUUAUAAGAUCUCAAAGCACUUCAAAGUUUUUGAUCAGCGAGCGAUUUCUAGAAUCUUCUGGAGCAUCUCGCGCACUGCGGACGCGAAAGCAUCAGCGUGUGAGAAAAUGAUCCAGAACGAAUUUAGACGUUUUAGGCCCGUCAGCUCCAUUGAUGAGCAACUUCAUUCUGGUGUUGCUACAUUGCGCCCACAACCCCCACCUGAGAGGAGCUCUGUAAGAGAUGUUGGGAACAUCGUUGACUCUCCUCAGUCUGUCCACACGGGACUGCGGUCAAACCCUCCACCUAGGAGAAUCCCGUUUAGGUCCGCCACAGUCCCGGAUGACACGUGGAACAGAUCGUGGGCACAGAGUGUGAAACGGCACACAGGUGUUGUACUGCCCCAACCAAAGAAGCCCAGGAUGGCACCACAGAAGAUGGCCAGGGUGGUACAACCACAUAAGAGUGCAUGGGAAAAACCCCAUUUACUAUAUAAUAAUGGUGAGGAACAUCAGAGUUCCCAGCAAUACACUGCGGGGAUAAGAGAAUGCAUUCGUAAAGAGUUUACAGAUCUUCACAAAAAGAGUGUAAGUCAGAGAAACGAAAAAGAAAUCGAGGAGAGAAGGAGAAGGAAUAGGAAAAACGAGGAAGAAGCGAAGAAGCGGAUGGAAACACACAUCUACUUAAUUUCUUCAAUGGAGUCCGUUAGGACUUCAAUUCGGACGGCUGAAGUAGAGGCUAAGAGUGUGAUCUUUGCCAUUCGUGGGAAAGAGAAAGACCUCAGGACAUUGAAGGGAAAAAUAGAAGAUAUUGAAAUUGAACUUAAGACUCUUCAAGAGCACUACACGAAAAUCGACGAGUACACAGGUCUUCUGGAACUUGUCCCACCUGAGCUGUGGGAAAUGGUCAUGAGUAACCUAGAGGACAUCCAGAUUAAGACUGAAGGCUAUGAACUGCUGCUGGAGACUGAUCUGGAUUACACCGAGCUCCGUCUUCAUGAAGAAAGAGGGGAAAUGCUGCUGCUGAAAAGCAUUCGAGAGAAGAUGGCCUUUCUAGCUAAGCAGCUGAAGGUCAUAUCCAGCAUGAUCAUGACCAGGAUGGAGAUAAUGGAGCAGCUGAAGCUGGAGAUGCGCAUCAUCUCCCAACAGGAGGAGGAGGACAAAAAAAUGCUGAAAAAGAUCAACGGUGAAUUAGAGAGCCUUAGAGAUUCACUUAAGGCUCUCAAAAAGAGGGACAUGGACCUUGUCAAGACCAUCACAGGGUCAGGUUAGGUCCUUGUCAAAGCUUCAGGAGAGGUGAGACAUUAGGUGUGUUCGACUUUAUGCGGCAGGUGGAUGACAUCAAAGUACCGCGAGAGCAAUUCGAAAGCUAACUCCUUCGUAUGAUGUUUCGAAUCGCUGUCGCAAUACUUUGAUAUCAUCCGCCUGUCAGUUCUUGGCAUGAAAAUGAACACGCUUAGUAACUGAAUACAUGUGCUCUUCUUCUAGUGCUGUGAUUGUGUGACUGAUGACUGUCAGAUGUAUAUGAUUAGUACAUCACAGGUGAGUGUGAUGGGUGGAUGAGUGAGGGAGGACUUAACAUGACUGUGAGGUGACUCUGGGUCUUUAAGCAGUGUUGUUUUGGCUAGUUACUAUGGCAUUUUGGCUGAUAAGUAGGGUGUUGUCAGGGUGUUGUAGCUGGUUGCUAGGGUGUUUUGUCUGGUUUCUAUGCAUUGUUAGGGUUUUUAAGAUGUAUAUUUUGAGUUGAUAAGGUGUGCUAGAUUGUUACUAGGGUAUUUCAGUUGUUAUUUUGGUGCUGCUAGUAUGUUGUAGCUGGUUACCAUGCUGUUUUACCUGGUUGGUAGGCGUUGUUGGGAUCUUUAAUCUGUUUACUAUGUGUUGCUAAUGUAUACUAACUUGUUACUUGGGUAAUUCGACUGGUUAUUUGGUGUUUCUAAAUUAUUUCGUCCAGUUGAUAUGUUUUUAAAUCAUUUACUGAGUUGCAAGAGGGGUGCUAGCUAGGGCUGGGCGAUGUGACGAUGUUAUCGUAUAUCGGCAAUGUCUCGCAAAUAUCCCGAUUUCGAUUACAACUAGGGCUGCAGCUAUCGAUUGUUUUAGUAAUCGAGUAUUCUACUGAUUUUCCAUCGAUUAAUCGGGUAUUCGGACAAUAAGUACUUUUUCUUUAUUAAAGAGCAAUACUAAAUAUACAAGAGAAAAUAAGACAGGUCUCUUAAAAUGAACAACUAAUUUGUUUCCUUUUUAGAAAAAUGUACUGAAAUUGCAUACAUUAAUAUCUGUGAAAACUAAACCCAUUUAGUACAUUCCAUUGCCAUAUUACAUUCAAAAUGCAAUAUAGGCCUAAUACAAAUGUAUAAAUAAGAAACAUUAAUAAAAAUAGAAAGAAUAAUUUCAAAGGUAAACAACUAACUUCAGCUUAUGCAUGAAGCAUUUAGUUUAUCUAAAUUAGUUUUAGUUUCUUUUUUACUAUUAAAUGGUAAUAUAUUUGUCCACAUAAAAUACAGAGUUAACCGGACUUUUAUAUUGGCAGGGCGUCGUAAGACGCUUAUUUUUUAGUGUGUUAGCUUCACUCAGUGAAAUGUUCUGAAAUAAACUCUCAGAGCAACUCUGGAGAUGAAGUUCAUGUGUUCAUGUCCUCAUAAAGCGCAGACGCAGACAAAUUCAUGAGCAUCACGCGUGUAGCAUGUUAAACUGUGCAGGUCAUUAACUGAGACACGCAGAACAGACAGAUGGCAUGUGUAAAUAACAGGAUUUGGCAUCCACAAGUCCGCAUCUAGUUUAAUGGACUCAAUGCAGCCAGAAAACAAGUUUCACUCGCAAAAUAGACUAAAACUAAGUAAAAGAGCAGUUCACCAUUUCAAUAAGCUAUCACUUAUUUAUCAGCAUGAGAAAUACGUGUGAGCGUGUGAACAGACUAAAAUGCAUGUGUCUCACGGUGAAUGCGUGAGACUUGAGAGCCCUUUAACAUGAAUAGAGUUUAGCGGGCUGUGCGUUAGUAAUAACGGUCCGUGGGGAAACGCAGCGCUCCGUGUGUACUGUAGUUAAAUGGAUUAAACACAGCUUCGAGGCAACAAAAAUUGCCUCUAUGAUUUUUUGUAUUCGAAUUACUCGAGUUAUUCGAGGAAUCGUUUCAGCCCUAAUUACAACAUACAGAUCUUAGACAAUAAUCGAUAAUAAUGGAAAAUAUGCGUUAUAACAUUAUCAUGCGAUGUAAGUUUUAGCGUGAACGUUAAUGUUCAUAUGCCCAGGCAGUCAGUAACAGUGACAGAAUUUUGGAAUCGCUGUUUUGUUCGGUCAGUUGAAUGUGCGGCUGUUUUAUGCCAGUCGCUGCACAGAUAGACCAAGAAAAAGACGAGCUGCAUUGGCAAAGCAAAACCUCAAGCUCGCGGGUCUGUACCGGCAACAUUUUUCUACUGCAUAAAAGCUGUGUUUUAUCUAUAAGCUUUACCUGAAGAAAGAAGUCACUGCAACACUAGUUUGUGUGCAUUGCGUGCCUGCGUGUUUGUUUGGCACUUGGCGGGUCCGGAACGAAUUCCCUCCCGGUCCGUAUCCGCAGAUUUAUCGUCUGUGCAACAUUGCAUGAAGUCAAACACACCCGAUAUUAUCGGACAUUGCGAUGAUUUUAAAGUCGAUUAUUGAUUUUAUUUUUUUUACGCAUCACCCAGCCCUAGUGCUAGCUUCUUAAAAGGGUAUUUUUGCUGGUUAGGUCUUGUUCCUGGUUACUAGGGUGUUUCAUCUGGUUGCUAUGAGUGCUAUUAGUUGAGAUUUUUAAUCGGUUUGCUUUGUGUUGGUAAGGUGUAGGAACUUGUUACUAGGGUAUUUCGGCUGGUUAUUAGGUGUUGUUAGGUAUGGGUGGGAAAAAAAUCAGUCUUCUAGUGAUUUAAAAUCGAUUCACAAAUUUGAAAAAAUCGAUUUUAAAUGUUAUAAGUAAAGAUAAUAACGUGAUGUCAUCUGAACAAAAAAGACGGAAGUCAAGUGCAGCACCCGGUCCAGUUAGAGAGUGCACACCUCACGCGGAGAUACAGCGGAGCAAACCAUUCAGUCCCGUUGUACUAAACUUCAAUAUAAACGAAAUACAUUUCAGGGUGGUCUUUCUCUGCAUCUACUCUGUGCAGUGAGCGGCAGGGAGAAACAGUGCGUUCAAGUCACCAUACCGCAGCUGAAUUGAGUGCAAUAUAGCGUUUCCCAAAACCUGUCACUGUUUAGACUUAAGAACAUGAUCAUACUUCUGUAAAUAUGCACAGUUUGUUAGCCAGCUCACAGGCGCUGCGUGAGACAUAUAUGGAGUUUAUUCAGACCCAAAACUUGUGCACAUGAAAACCACACCCAAACGCGCGCGUGUGAUUUAAGCGUGCAGAACAGUUCCAUGGGCGUAAACACACCCUCGCGAGUAUGGCAAGCCGAUGGUGUCAUAAUUACGCCAUAGAUUAAAGGCGUUUUUAUCCGAACGCCAUUUUUGACAGCAAUUUAAGCAGUAUUUGCACAGCAAAAUACGACGUCACGAUUCCAAACGCCGUAAAAAACGUGCGAAAAGUCGUCCAUAACGGUGUUCUAAGGCGCUUGAAAAGCGCUGCCUUUUGCGCCGCUGUCUUGCCAUAUGACGGUGUAAAAAACGGCAUUUUGGUUGCACAGAGAGCGCGCGUUAUUUACAGCGUUUUGUCUGUUGUAUAAUGAGCCCCUCCCGCUGAUUUCCGCAGCCAGUAAAUUUGAACUGUUCUCACCCAAUCACUGAUGAACUGAGCCAGACCAGAACAAUUUACCACUGAUCAUUUUACAGGAUUUUAUUAUGUGCGCAGUGUUACCUUUGCUAACAUUAAACAAAUCAUCGCUUGCUUUCCGAAGAAGCGACUUCUGUUUGAAAAUGUAAAGUUACACAACGUGGUCAGCAAUUGUAUAAAGGCCAACCAAUCCCAUUGUAAUGUAUCCUGUUUAUUACAUAUAGCGCGUAUUGCCUAGGUGAAAAGCAAAAAAGCAAUCAGUUGAAAUAUUGUAUUGGCUAAUUUCCAACACCAGAAAUUAUUAAACAGUAAACUGCAUUCCCUUUAAGCAGAGGCUGAGCACUGUGAGUGGUAGUCUGCUAGUUAGCGUGAUUGACUCUCAAUCGCUGACGGCAUCAAACGUAGGUUCAAGGCCCGCUCGAACCACCAGCCAUUUUUUACGUUGUUGGUCUUGUUCUGUUUAUCAUUAUCGCUGGGUAGUUUUUAUAUUUAUAUUUCAGUACUUAAUGCGUUGUCAGUAUGAAAAGAAAGUCUGGAAUGAGAGAUCUUUUUUAUAAACCGUAUCUGCACUUAAUUUUUGCCGCUGAACUCACACAUCAGUGGGCUUUCGUGCUAUAAACAGGACGAACGAACAGUAAUGGAUUUUACAUUUACGCAUUUAGCAGACACUUUUAUCCAAAGCGACUUACAGGGGCCUUUUAGUCUAUGCAUGUCUCUUAUCAGUAGCCCAUGUGAUUUUAGUUUCCUUAUUACAAAAAAUGAUUGACUAUAUGGAGACGCAAUAAUGUUGCGCAAUGAUUGUAAUGUAACAAGCAUGAACUUAUUAACUAUUAUUCAGCACAUAGAAAUAAGUGCGGGAUUCAGGCCCGGCAACCCACUUAUGCAGCCUAGCCUGGUGAGAACAUGGCAAAAUGAGUUGGGAUGCGGGCAUGCUACUUACAAGCUACAGGCAAAACAAUUUUAAAAAGUUGGUAUGCACAAACGUGGUGGUUAAGCCUACUGAUCCCAUUGCUCCGAAUAGUAGGCCUAAUUAAACGUAAUUACAUACACCGUAAAAAAAAUCCUGUUAAAACAGAUAAGAAAAUUACCAGUACAUUUUCCUUUAUUUUACGGACAUUUCCGUUAAUGCUAAAAUGUAAUUUAAUUCAGUGCAAAAUGUAAAACACAGGUGAAACGACUGUAAAAAAUGAAUACGGAAAAUUCCUUCAUAUUAAUACAGUAUAUUGUGCCCUGUUUUUACUGAUUUUUUUUAGUGUAUGCUAUGUUUAUGAUGCACCUGCUGAUGAGAACGAUUCUGCAUGACGCAUUUAAAAAAAUAAUAGACUUUUAAAAAACAUAAUUAAAAAGCAUAUCAUACAUGUUAACGCACAGCUUUAUUGUAGGCUAAAUAAAGUGCAUUCAUUAUUACUGCAAAAAAAAACGGCGUUCGGAUAUAAACGCGUUUAAUCUAUGGCGUAAUUGUGACACCAUCGGCUUGCCAUACGCGAGAGUGCAUUUCUGCUCGCGUGCAAAAACUCUGUCCGCGAGCAGAGGCUUUGACAAGCAUGCGCUCUCUUUGCUCUCACAACUGCUCAACACUUUCUCGCUAGUCGAGUUGACUUGAGACUUUGGAGGCGGGACAAUGGCAGAUGUCUCUGCUCAUUUGAUUGGUCACUUUUAACAUGCACUCACCUACAUAGUCACCUUCAGAUUACCUGUUUUACUACCGAAUUAUUAGUGUAUUACCUUGCCUUAGCUAUUUGUUACUAUUUUAACAAGUGACAUUUUGAUUUCUUACAUCUGUCAACAAAAAUUAUGCUAUAAUUAAACUUACAUGUCAUGUAUGACCUACAGUAUGUAAAAAAAUACUAUAAUAAUAUAAUUAAAUGUCUCCUGUAGUCAUUUAAUUUGAGUUGUCUAAUAAAAUUUGUAAUGCUUACUGGCAUAACCCGUUUUAAUAUUUUCAAAACAAAUAAAGCAAAACAAAUAAAUUGUUUAAAUUCAAUUUUAGAGCGUACAUCAUAUUGUAAUUUAUAAUAACUUGUGCUUUGAGUUAUACUGUUGUAGCCAUUUAUUAAUUCUCAUUUUAUAACAAUUUCAUGAAAAUUAUUAACAAUACAAAAGCAAUUAUGAAUACACGUACCAAACUAUUUAUUUUUAACUUCCUGUCAGGAUGCCAAAUAUGUAGAUCCAUUGUAACCCUGUCAUGGUUCUGCCCCACCUUGUCUUGCUUCUCUUGACCUAGUGGCAGAACCAUGAUAGAACCUCU
Molecule: messenger RNA, 7017 nt
Organism: Triplophysa rosa
Lineage: Eukaryota; Metazoa; Chordata; Actinopteri; Cypriniformes; Nemacheilidae
Exons: 12
Coding region: 184-1326 (380 amino acids)
Source: RefSeq, a predicted model, not a curated record